Molecule: messenger RNA, 2279 nt
Organism: Branchiostoma belcheri (Belcher's lancelet)
Lineage: Eukaryota; Metazoa; Chordata; Leptocardii; Amphioxiformes; Branchiostomatidae
Product: inactive tyrosine-protein kinase transmembrane receptor ROR1-like
Exons: 13
Coding region: 256-2241 (661 amino acids)
Biological process (GO): homophilic cell-cell adhesion; protein phosphorylation
Cellular component (GO): plasma membrane
Molecular function (GO): protein kinase activity; ATP binding; protein binding
Source: RefSeq, a predicted model, not a curated record
UAACAGUAAACUCUGCCUGUUGUGUUGAAGUGUGGAGGCCAGUCCUGGUAGUGUUAGAGGACGGGGCUGCUGGAUUGCAGUAGGAUGAGUGUGAAAAGUGUAGUUUUGCUGUGGGUUGAACUGCUGGUGUGACAGGCGGGGUGAGUGAUGGAUGUUGGCUGGUAAUUUAUGGGGCUGAGAGUUGCCUCCAGGCUGUGACUGGCUGGGAUUACGGAGGAGAGUUUCCCUCCUCUCACAACAACAACCCACAACAACAUGGUCCCGCAGCCGACAUUUAGGACUUUUCUACCCAGCUUCUUCUCUUAUCUUCACCCAGGACAAGUUUUACUGUUCCUCACGCUGCUUUCACUCGGUUCUCAGGGUUUGGCGUCGUCCCCGGCAACGCCAACGGAUUUACUGGCGGAUCCGACUGGGCUCCCCAGAGCUGCCACAGACACGCCCACCUCCAGGAUAGGCGGACAGUUAUACCUCCAGCUAGUAGAGCCGAUGCAUAACGUGACUAUCGGGAUGGGAGAACGCGCCGUCCUGCGAUGUAAGGUGGAGGGUGUCCCGGCGCCGAACUUCCGCUGGUACAAAAACGACGCUCCACUCACCUCGGAGAGACGCAGGAUACAAAUACGCAACUACAGCUGGGGUUCGCGGUUACGGAUAAAGAAAGUGGACACCCACGACACGGGUUACUAUCGCUGUGUGGCCACCAACGGCCAGGACCGCGUCUCCACACAAGCAAUACUCUAUGUUAGAUACAUGGCAGCGAGCAACCCCCCCGGAGCUCUGCGGUUGGUACGGCCCAUGAACAAUGAGACAGUCCAAGUCGGGAACAGGGCAAACCUGAAUUGCAAGGUCGCGGGGAUGCCCACCCCCGUCUUUAGGUGGUACCGAAACGAUGCCCCGCUUUCUGCCGAGAAAAACCUUCGGAUAGACAUUAGAAAUUACGAGUGGGGUUCGCGCCUGAGAAUCAGGCACGUGGAAACGCAGGACACGGGAUAUUACCGAUGUGUAGCCUCCAACGAGCAUCAGUCCAUUGCAACCACGGGUAUUCUCUAUGUAAAGUACAUGGACGACUCGCACACACCUGCCACGUCAAGCGGUGAAAUGGGGGGUUAUUGUCAGCAGUACCGAGGUGCCGCCUGCCGUAAGUUCAUCGGAAACGCCACAAUCUACAUGGACACUCUCCGGGCUCAGGGUAUAAUAGAGAACCAGCUGACAGCAGCGUUCACAGUGAUCGGCACGUCCAGCGACCUGACCAAGCGCUGUGCCGACUACGCGAUCCCCUCGCUGUGCCACUACGCCUUUAAGUACUGCGACGAGCACUUCCCCUACCCGCAGCCGCGCCAGCUGUGCCGAGACGAGUGCGAGAUCCUGGAGAACGACAUCUGCAAGACGGAGUACAUCCUGGCCAAGACGCACCACCUCAUCGGGGAGUGGAUCCUGCCGGACUGCUCCGAGCUGCCGCUCAUCGGGACGCCCGAGUCCGCCAACUGCAUCCGCAUCGGGAUCCCCACCAUGUCCCACAUCAACCGCAGUCACACGUGUUACGAGGGGAAGGGCGGUGGUUACCGGGGAACGGUUGCCAUGACGAAGUCGGGGAUCCCGUGCCAGGCGUGGAACACGGAGACCCCCCACGUGCACUUCCUGCGCGCCUCGCAGUACCCGGAGCUCGCCGGCGGACAUAACUACUGCCGUAACCCUGGCAACGAGAUGGACACACCCUUCUGCUUCACCACCGACGAGUCCACUCGCGCAGAGGGGUGCGACAUCCCCAAGUGUGAAAUGCCGGAGGGUGGGAGUGACCAGAUCAUGAGCCUGAUCAUCAUCCUGGUUCCGAGCAUCUCCGUUCCCCUCAUUAUCGCGCUCAUCUUCUUCAUCUACUGCACGUGCCGUCGUCAUGGAGAUGCCCGCGGCAACGGUAACCGGGCAGCGGUGAAGGGUUCCGCCAGUGAGACGAUCCCGUUGCAGAACCUGUUCGCGAAGCACGUUCCGCGGUGCCCGCAGUUUCCCAUCGCGGCCGUGCGCUUCCUCACCGAGCUGGGAGAGGGCGCUUUUGGCAAGGUGUACAAAGGUGAACUGGUGGUCACGGGGUCAGGCGAAGACGCCAAGAAGAUCCUGGUGGCGAUAAAGACGCUCAAGGAGAACGCGACCUUGAAAACUCAGCACGACUUCCACCGAGAGGUGGACAUGUUGGCGGACCUUGUACCUAUAACAUCUGACCGUUUCCAAAAUCAUAUCCUAGUUGCUUGAUGGCGUAUCAAACUGAACACUUUACUUUUUAUUUACGA